CAGAGAGAGAGAGAGCCGGUGGCGGGACUCCUUCAUCGGCCGGGACCAUGGCUGCCUCCUGCCAGAGCUGGCUCGCCAACGAGGGCAGCAAACACCUCCUUUUGCUGCUCUGGCUGUCUCUCAACGUGGGGCUGUUUUGGAAAACCUUCCGGAUGUAUUAUCGGGGGCCUCAGUAUUACUAUCUGCAUCAGAUGCUGGGGCUAGGAUUGUGCCUCAGCAGAGCUUCUGCGUCGGUCCUGAACCUUAACUGCAGCCUAGUCCUCUUGCCCAUGUGCCGGAUUCUCCUCUCCUUCCUCCGAGGAUCUCGGAAGGUGGCAAGCCGAAAAACCAGGAGGCUUCUGGACAAAAGCAAAACGUUCCAUGUGACAUGUGGUGUGACGAUAUGCGUCUUUUCAAUGAUCCACGUUGCUGCUCACCUGGUGAAUGCUCUGAACUUCUCUGUGAACUACAACGAAGAGUUCCUGGCACUCAAUGCAGCCAGCUACCAUGGCGAGGAUCCCAGGAAACUCCUUUUUGCUACAGUUCCUGGAUUAACUGGGGUUCUUAUGGUGUUGGUGCUCUUCCUAAUGUCUACAGCCUCUACUUAUGCCAUUAGGGUUUCUGAUUAUGACAUCUUCUGGUACACCCACAACCUCUUUUUUGUCUUCUACUUUCUGCUGAUGCUGCAUGUUUCUGGGGGAGUUCUGAAAUACCAAACUAAUCUAAAGGAGCACCCACCGGGGUGUUUGAACCCUAAUGCAACAAUUCAAGAGGAAACACAAUUUGCGGCUGGUUUUGAAAAGCUGCCCCCUGAAAAUGCCCUGGAGCCUCUCCCUGGAGGGUUGGUGGAGCUGGAACCGCUUCUUCAAAGCAGCUUUGUGUGCACCGAGGAACCGAAAUUUCAAGCCCAUUUCCCCGAGACAUGGCUCUGGAUCUCUGGACCGUUGUGUUUGUACUGUGCCGAAAGGCUUUACCGCUACAUCUGCAGUAGCAACAAACCUGUCACGAUAACGGCGGCCAUCAGCCACCCCUGCGAUGUCCUUGAGGUGCGGAUGGUGAAGGAGGACUUCAAAGCCAGACCUGGACAGUACAUCAUUCUGCAUUGUCCCAGCGUGUCAUCGGUAGAAAGCCACCCAUUCACCCUAACUCUGUGCCCAACAGCUUCCGAAGCAACUUUUGGAGUCCAUGUUAAGGUCGUUGGCGACUGGACAGAGAGGUUUCGGGACCUGCUGUUCCUACAUUCCACCUGGGAUGCUGAGAUCCUGCCGGUCUUCCAGCAGAGGCAUUAUCCUAAGCUGUAUGUGGACGGUCCCUUCGGAAGCCCUUUUGAGGAGUCCUUCCAUUACGAGGUUAGCCUCUGUGUGGCUGGAGGCAUCGGAGUGACUCCCUUUGCGUCGAUCCUCAACACCCUGCUUGACGGCUGGGAACGCUACAAGCUCAGAAGGCUCUACUUCAUAUGGGUGUGCAGGGACAUUGCGUCAUUCCACUGGUUUGCUGAUCUGCUCUGCAGGCUGCAUAACAAGCUCUGGCAAGAAAAUCGACCAGACUUUGUAAACAUUCAACUGUACCUCAGUCGAACAGAUGGGAUGCAGAAAAUAAUUGGCGAGAAAUACCAAGUGCUGAACCGCCGGCUUUUGAUUGGUCGGCCUCGCUGGAAACUCCUGUUUAAUGAAAUCGCCAAGUGCAACCGACAGAAGACGGUUGGCGUUUUCUGUUGCGGACCCAGUGGAAUCUCGAAAGCCCUCCACAAGCUGAGCAACAGCAGCAACCCCUAUGGGACGAGGUUUGAAUACAACAAAGAGUCCUUUAGCUGAAGGCUCCUGGGGCUUAAUAGGGACUGUUUGGAAGACCUGAGUGCAAUUGAAAAGACUUCGAAAACGAGCAGCGGCGUCAGCCUGACGUCGCGUACCAAAGAGUAGCCAAAGACUUUCGUAUGUGCAUUUGUAUUUGUGUGUGUGUGUGUAAUUUAUAACUAUUUAAAACUCUAGAAAGGCAAAGAAACAAAACGAAAUACGCUCUAGCACGAAAGCCAGAAUACCUUAGGAGUUGGCCGUUCAUCUUUACAGAGGGCCUGAAUUAGCUGAAGACGAUUAGAGACGCAUAGGGUGGCUUAUAUGGCUGGCUUUAAGAUCAAUCUGUGCAUUAUUUGAAGUUUCUCCACCUCAGGGCAGCAGAUUGAUCAGGCUGAGGGGGUGGGGGAAAUGUAUUGGAAGCAAAAUGCUGCUCUGCGCUGGCAAAUAAAUAAAGCGAUUUUGAAACGGAAAGGCUUUGAGCAAAAUUGUUGCAGGAUUAAUACAGAUGGGAAAGGUUCUGCAAGGUCCUAUGGGGGAAUCCCCCUCCUGCAUAUAGUUUGUAGGGAACAGAUCAGACCUGCUAUAUAUGCAGACACUCGCUCCAAUACCGUGUUUACUCUGCGUUCCACGAGACUGAAGACCUCUUUACACAUUAUGCUUUUCCACGUCUACUGAGGUUUGAAUGUCCACCUGUAUCACAUGAGAUCCGCUGAUAAGGAUCAAUAUUAAUGGCUGAAACGGCCAAGGCGGGCACCUCGAGGGGAAGGAAGACCCUAGCAAAGGGAUUUCCAGUGGGUCCCUAUGCGAGGGUUUUCGUACAUAAGGCAAAUUAAAUCACAGUCGCAAAAAUUGCAAUCUAACAGUUAACUAACAGGAGCACGGUCCCCUCACCCAAAUUCUGUCUCUUAAACUGGCCCUGGCAGGGUCUUCCCCAAGACCUCGUUUCCAAUGUGCUGUUCCAAGAAAAGUAAUUGCAAGCCCUUAUAAACCACAGAAACACCAUAAAGAGACAGAGGAAUGACACACGUCAUUUGAGGAAUGACACACAUCGUUUCAAAUGCAUACACAAAAUAGCGUCACCCCCCAUCCUGUUUCAAAGUGUUUGGGGCCUGCAGAAAGGAGAAAACAAGCACCACCCCAACUGUGAUGAGGUUAUGGUAAAGGUAAAAAAGGUCAAGGACCCCUGGACGGUUAAGUCCAGUGAAAGGCAACUAAGAGGUGUGGCGUUCAUAUCCCUUUCAGGCCGACAGAGCCGGCGUUUGUCCACAGACAGCUUUCCGGGUCAUGUAGCCAACAGGACUAAACUGC
This is a messenger RNA of Zootoca vivipara (common lizard), 3080 nucleotides long. RefSeq names its product NADPH oxidase 4 (gene NOX4). The record is from RefSeq and is a predicted model, not a curated record. Gene Ontology annotation, cellular component: plasma membrane; NADPH oxidase complex. Gene Ontology annotation, molecular function: superoxide-generating NAD(P)H oxidase activity. Gene Ontology annotation, biological process: defense response; superoxide anion generation. Lineage: Eukaryota; Metazoa; Chordata; Lepidosauria; Squamata; Lacertidae.